Pararge aegeria (speckled wood butterfly) is the source of this 1801-nucleotide messenger RNA. RefSeq lists its product as uncharacterized. Gene Ontology annotation, cellular component: cytoplasmic vesicle membrane. NCBI's taxonomy places the organism in Eukaryota, Metazoa, Arthropoda, Insecta, Lepidoptera, Nymphalidae. The record is from RefSeq and is a predicted model, not a curated record. The transcript has 8 exons. The coding region runs from base 227 to 1510 and encodes 427 amino acids.
UGUUCGUAAAAUAGGCACUGUUGAAGCGUGCCACCAGUACCAAUUUAUAAGUUCCCAAAUUGACCUACCGAGGUCGAAUCCGGCCUUCCAAUUCACACGGCAUGGCACCAGGAGUUCGGCAUAGACUGAUUAAAAAAAAAUUUCAAGUAUUUAAUCAUCAAAAUUACCUAUUAAAGAAAAGUAUUCCUACAUAUAAAUUUUGCUAAGGCUUUGUAAUGCAAAAUAAAUGAUGUUUUCGACUCUAUUGGACCAUUUCCAGCGUGAUCAAUUGGACAGAAUGUGUGCAGCUGAAACUCCGUGUCCUGACGGCCGAGUGUGCCCCCCACUCUGGUAUUGUUGUGAUGACGAUUGCUGUGCACCGUCCUCCGAAGCCCCUCCUUAUGUAGCUGGAGAUCCUUUGAAGGAGGUUUUUUCAAACUCCUGGUACUCGCAAUGGCAAGUUCUGUUUCUCCUUGGGACACUUAUUGUGAUUCUUUUGUGCUGUAUAUGGUGCCUUUUGUACCGGCGCCCCAGUGGUAUAUACAUGUGUUCUUUCGCCUGCUGCGUGCCUCGGAAUAGAUCAGACCAAGACUCAGCCGGCUCAGUGUACCCUCCUCCUCGGUACAGCCGAUGUGGGUCGAUACACCAAGCGCCGCCACCAUAUUCUGAAGUUACCUCCAAACCAGACCUCUACCCGCUCGUUAUCACGUGCGGAGAAGGAGAUGGUAAAGCUGGGGGAAGUUACCUCAUGGUGCAUUAUUUUCGGAAUUAUGUCAUACGAGCUCCAGGUUCGCUCUCAGCAACGAGUACGGCAGAUUCUCUCAAUUCAAGUUUUAUUUGCAACGCAGCGAAUGAGACUAAUUCUGUUAUACCACCUCCAUAUUCCUGCGCCAGCAAUUACGGAUGCGGACGUUCAGUCUUGCGCUCCUUAUCUUCGCUUACAGAGCCACGAAACACGCGGCGUGAUCAAGCUUUUCAAGAAAGUCUUAUAACGUCACCGGAUCCGAAUUAUGAUCUAGACUUGGAGCUUAUUGAUUGUGAUAUGUACUGCGAAGGAGGUUGCAAACCACGCCUUGGCUCGUCACCACCCCCACGUCGCGCUUCUCCUAACGCCGAUGACUCCUACUGUGAACGUGCUGCAUACUUACGACACCUGUUCCUUAACUCCCCUGAUACGCCAGGAGGAUGUGAAUCACCACCUCAACCCACAAGCCCAACGCAAUCCAGGGAAUCCACGCUUCGUAGACAAAUUGAUGAAAGAUGCCAAAGACGUCAUGAUUUGUUUAGAAAAACAGCAAAAUCAAGAAAAUCGAGCUUAUAUAUUCCAUUAUCAAAAAUUCCCCCGGGCACCAGAAAGUUAUUAACAAGGUCAGCUCCAGCUACACCUAGUGGAGCUCUUGUACCCAAUUUACUCAAUUUUACACAACGUGUGUCAGCUUCAAGACACAGCUCGAAAUCGUCAAGAUUGGAAGAGGAAAAUGAUCCCUUAUUAGUCGACGGGGAACCUGCGCGAACGGAUCAUAAGUUCUAGGAAUGCCAAACCAUUAAAAACGGAGUUUAAUAAUUAUACUAAUUUUGAAAUAGUUGUUUAUGACUGUACCCAACGACUUCAUGGCCUACUCUAAAAAUCCCCCAGCAGUAAAUGUCAUCUGACGAUCAUCUGUAAAUCGAUGUUGUGAUUGUAUAAUACGUGCUCACUUCGAGAGGAAGACCUAGUUAGUUAAAUGUUAUUCAAUUAUAUUGCUUAGAUUUAAGUAAAUGAGUUUGUUGGACCAUUGUUCACUUGCUCAGUUUUAAUAUAAUAAAGUCAAUUUAUGCCGCU